Molecule: messenger RNA, 4136 nt
Organism: Falco peregrinus (peregrine falcon)
Lineage: Eukaryota; Metazoa; Chordata; Aves; Falconiformes; Falconidae
Gene: CERS1
Product: ceramide synthase 1
Exons: 7
Coding region: 1376-2173 (265 amino acids)
Biological process (GO): ceramide biosynthetic process
Cellular component (GO): membrane
Molecular function (GO): sphingosine N-acyltransferase activity
Source: RefSeq, a predicted model, not a curated record
CCACCUCAGCCGUGAUCGCUCUGAAAGGGCUCAUUGUCUCUCUCCUUGGCUUGUUUAGCGAGCAGCUAUUUUCAAUGAGGGGUUAUUCAUGGUCCGGUUUGGAAUGAAUGUUUCCUUUGUGGAGCUGUCUGAGGGAGACGUGAAAGGGGCUUGUGUGCUCAGGGCAGCCAUUACUCACUUGAUGGGCCAUGAUAAAUUGACUUAAAAAUGUAAACAAUAAAAGCAAGUGGCAUAGCGGGAGCCAGCGCUGUCAGUGUGAGAAUAGGGGAACAUGUUGUUCGGAUCUGAGGGGAAGAGUUUGUGUUUUCCCAUUGCUGCCCCCGAGCAAUUAGAGAGGUUCCAGAGAACCUGAAGACAGAAUGGCUGCGGUCAGAGGAGUGACUAGAAAUGAGAUAAAACUCGCGGUUUGCCUUUUUGUUUCCCUGUUGAGCUGGUUCCAGUUCCAGUUUCAUGAGUGCCUGUGAUGAUGGUGCUGAUAAUUCUCCAUCUCCAGCAGUAGGGAUCCCACAGCUGCGAUUUAGCUGAUUGUCCUGGUGCGUUAGGACACAACUGGACCCUCCGUGCUUGAAUCCCAACCCCGGCUGCGCUGCUGCAGCGCCUCCGUUCCGAGGUUCCUGCUGUGCCUCACCAUGGGACAAUUUCAGUGUUGGAGUUUUAGGGCAAUGUCCAUCUUAAACUCACACUUCUCCAAAUGACCCAGAUGUUUAAUUGUCUACGUGACUGUAGGUCUAUCACUUUUAAUUUUAAACAUAUACAGAACAAGGUUUGUGUUCUAUGAAUCAGCAGCUAGCGGGAGCGCGCACUGCCUGCCUUCUGGAGGAGGCGUUCAGUAAAAAUUUCAUCAGGGGUGACCUUUUGGGAGCGUGUGUUUGUAUUCGUUCAGGUGCAUCUUGUUAUUCCAGAGCCUUCUAAGCUGCAGCAGGUGCCGAAGCUGAGCUGUAGUGGUAGUGGAAGGUCACCAGGUGCUUCCACCCUGAAACACUUUGUGGGGAAGGGAUGAAUCUUCUGCUGCUUCGAGACUCUCGCUGGGAGGUAUGGAAAAAAAGAUGUGGAGCAGCGUUUCGCUUUGAACACUUAGGGGUGAAUGUUUAAGUUGGGCAUUUUCAGAUGGAGAACUGCAGGAACUGCAGUGUUGCCAAAGCGCUGCGGGCCACUUGCACCCCCAGGGCCACCCAAAGGUGCACCAUGGUCAGGCAGAGCAGUUUGCUGUGGUUGUAUCGUCCGUCGUCAUCUCCUGAUCCCAGAGUGUUGGUAGUUGGGUCCGGCUCGUGCUACAGAGAGACUGCAGCCUGUUGUCACGGCUCGGGAGAGCAGUGGCAUUGCCUUUUGCCCUUUCGGGGAGUGGUGCAACUUGCAGCCAAAAGAUGCUGCCAAGAUGCCCGAGAGUGCCUGGAAGUUCUUUUUCUACACGUUAUCUUGGUCAUAUGGCAUCUACCUGCUUUUCUUCACCGACUACCCCUUCUUCUACGACCCACCAUCUGUCUUUUAUGACUGGAAGAAGGGCAUGGAUGUGCCCACGGACAUCGCCAUCGCCUACCUGUUGCAGUGUAGCUUCUACGGGCACUCCAUCUAUGCCACCGCCUACAUGGACACGUGGCGCAAGGACUCUGUCGUCAUGCUUCUCCACCACGUGGUCACGCUGACCCUCAUAGCCUUCUCCUACGCUUUCAGGUACCACAACGUGGGCAUCCUCGUGCUCUUCCUGCAUGACGUCAAUGACGUGCAGCUGGAAUUCACCAAGCUCAACGUCUACUUCAAGCACCGGGGGGGUGUCUAUCAUCGCCUCAACGACAUCAUCUCCAACAUCGGCUGCCUCACCUUCAGCAUCAGCUGGUUCUGGUUCCGUCUCUACUGGUUCCCCCUCAAGGUGCUCUACGCCACUUGCUACUCCAGCCUCCAGUCGGUCCCCAAUAUCCCCUUCUACUUCUUCUUCAAUGCUCUGCUCCUCAUCCUCACUCUGAUGAACAUCUACUGGUUCCUGUACAUCGUCCUGUUUGUGGCCAAGGUGCUGAUGGGGCAGAUGAAGGAGGUGAAUGACGUGCGCGAGUACGACGUGGAGGACAGCAAGAAAACCACGAUGGCCAAGAAGAAAGAGGCUGGACUCCAGCUGCCCAACGCUCUGAAAGAAGGGAUGCACCUGAAGAACGGACUUGUGAAAGACAAGCGGUUAUAAGGGCAGCGUGGCCACCGCAGCCUGGGCAGCCUGGCUGGAUCUGGGGACUGGCCCAGGACCCUAUACUCAAACCCAGCAAAUGAAAGGCACAAGGAGAACUUCAUCCCCGACACCCCUCCAUCCCCUGCCCGGAGCUGGGGAAGAGAUGCCACUGACAGGAUCAGGCCCCUCCUGGGGCUUGCCUGUGACCAGGCUUCACCUGUGCUGCCGUGUUUCUGUAGCCAGCCUGUGCUGGUUCAGUUGAGAGGCUGGUGACUUUGCUGGUCCAGGUAGGAUUUGGAGCUGGCUUUAGGUCCCCUGGUGUUUCUUCUGUCGCUCCGUCCCUUGGCUAUUCUCAGCCCCUUUGUGAUUCCUCCUCUCUUUAUGGUUGGACCCUCCCGCCGACCCUUCCUCAGCAGCCCCUGGAGGGUCCUCUGACCCAGCAUCGAACAGGGGAGGGAAGCGGCCUCUCCUCCGUUGGCAUCACUGGGUGGUCCCAGGCAAGGGGAGCCCAAAGCCAGCUCUGUAGCUGCCCAGAGGGACGAGGGAGGUGAUGCCGUGCCCCCCCUGAGCCUUCCCCCUCAGGAGGGGUCACCCAUACGGAGCUGCCCACGUACGUCUGGGGGCACAGCACAGGUCCUGUGAGCGGGUCUCCCUGGAAGCCCAGCCCUUGGAGCAUUAUUCCAGCCUCCUGUCCUGAUGGAUGAGGGCCAGGAGAUUUAAGUUGCUUAAAAAGCUGGUCCCAGUCCUGCAGGGUCUCUCUCACCCAGCAACGUCUGCGCUUGCUCAAGUAACGAAUAAAUAGUUCCUGCUCCCAGGGUUGGUUUUCCAGGCAGCACCGGCCCGGAGCCCUGCAGGGUCCUGAGGCCGCGCUGGGCUGUGUCCCGGUGCUGGGAAGCCCUGUGGAUCUCGCAGCCCCCCCAGACCAAGCCUGCCCCAUUGCUUCCCUCUGGCAGGGCUGGGACCCGCAGCUCCUGGGUCCUCCCUGGGAAGCGGAGCUCCCUCCCGGCUGAGGCAGCAGGUGGUGGCGGGGGGGAUUCAGGGCAUUAAUUCCAGGCAUCAGAUGGUGGUUAAUUGUUCUUUUUUUCUUGUUUGGUCUGUUGAAUUGAUUCAAUGUGAGCCGUGGGGAAAGUUCCUUGGUAAGCAGAAAGGAAAACGUGACUUGGGGCUGAUGGAAGCUGUCCCAAGCGGUGGCAGGCAUUGUCACCUCGCUUGUCAUCGCCUGGCAUCUCGGUGCUUUAGUUCCUUGGCUUUCAAGCGGGGUUUGCAGGAAAGAGAAAAUGAAGGGAACUGAUAUCCCAGGCUUCUUGCUGCUUGGUCGUGGCAGUCGGGGUAGUGACGGCACCGAUCUGGGGGGACAGCAGCACCCGGGCAGUACGUGUGUGUGUAAACUGAGUCUUUGCGGUACUGGCUUGCCCAGCUUCAGCAUUUGGUGGUAACUCGUUGGCCAGUGUCACGUGCGUGUCUAACAUCAGUGGCGCUGCCUGCAGCUGCGAGGGCUAGAAAGGGGCUGUGGGACAGGGGGGCCCCUCUGCCUGGCUGGGGCAGGGACCCCGUGCCCAGGGGGGUGCUGGUGGCUUUUUGUCCUGGCCCUGGGGCUGUGUGGCUGGUGGGCAGGGCAGUGUGUGCGGCGGGGAGCUGAAGGGUCGGAUGAUUUGGUGUGCUGGAAGUUGAUGGCCUUGAGAGAAGUGUUGGAUGCGGCGAUGGAAUUUUGAAAAAAGAAAUAAAGUUGAUGUGGGAGGAGGGAGAAAGGAGAGACCCAGAUCUGUGUCUCCCCCUGGGUCCAGGUGGGAUGUCUGUGGUGGAUGGGAGCAGGGCUGGACUUGCUGGUACUUUUGCGUGGGGAAGAGUGGCUUCUUCCCUGCCACCAAGGACUUUGUCGUUGGCCCUCGAUGGUGUGGAGAUACGGGAGAGGUUGUGGGAGCUCUGAGGGAGGAGGGCAGCUGCCCUCCUGCCGCGCAGCCUCAAGGGUUAACAGGUCCGG